AUGGCAGACCAAUUGCUUCAGGGCCUUGGGCCGCACUUGACAGAAUUUGCAACUUGUGGAAUUCCAUUCAUUCCUUGCCGUUUCUUAUUUUGGCGCGCGUGGUGCUGGCCCACUCAAGCGGCAGGAAAGGGUGAUGAUCGCGCCCCUGACCCCUGUGGAAGUGCACCUGCAGAUCCUGGAUCUCGGGGUGCUCACCCGCUUCACACAAAGCUUCAUGAACCCGACAGAGGCGCCGCAGGAGGUGACGUAUGUCUUUCCGGUAUUGCCAGCGCCUGCGUGACUCACCUCGAAGCGCAGCUCUCCGGAAGGCCGGUGGUGGGCCACGUCCUCGAGAAGCAAGAAGCCAAGCGGACAUUUGAGACAGCCACCAGGCAGAGCCAGGCCGCAGUGCUACUAGAGAAGGCUGCUGGGGACCUCAUGAGGCUGCGUUUGGGCCAUGUUGGGCCAAAGGAGGCGGUGCUUGUCCAGCUGGAGAUGACAAUGGAACUGCAGAACCAGAGCAAUGGCCAACUCCGCCUGGCCUUGCCGACCAUUGUGCGCCCACGGUACGUGUUGGGGCCCGUGGGUCCAGCAGCAAUGGAAGAAGUCGCUGCCGCGGAGGAAGCCGCGCAAGGACCAGGCGCAGCGCCCUUCUCGCUUACCGCGCAGAUCAAGAUGCCCAGCAGGUUGCUGAACGUGUCGAGCAAUUGUGAGAUGAGCGUGCGGUUGGACGAUUGCGAGGCGUUUGCAUCCCUGGCACUGCCAAGCGUGCCAACUGAGCUGGUUCUCUCUUUGGAUAUGGCCGAGCCAUUUGCGUCCCGCUGCUGGCUGGGCAAGGACUCCGGUGUUUUCUAUGCUGUGCUCUACCCGGAGGAGAGAUCCUUGCAGCACCUUUGGCCCGUGCACGAUGAGAAGCCGAAGGAAUUCAUUUUCUUGCUGGACCGCUCUGGUUCCAUGCAGGGCCCUUCGAUUGGUACAGCCCGGUCUGCCUUGCAGCUGUUUCUAAGGAGUUUGCCUGUGGGAUGUUGCUUCGACAUUGUGGGCUUUGGUAGCACUUGGAGGUCUUUAUUUGGUCGCAGCGUGGCCUAUGAUGCCGAGUCCCUUCAGCAGGCAACUGCGCACGUGAGCAAGGUGCAAGCAGACAUGGGAGGCACUGAGCUUCUUCGGCCUUUGUCCGACCUUCGCGAUCGGCAUGCUGAGGGCUUUGACAGGCGGAUCGUUCUGCUGACAGAUGGCCAGGUGACAAACACCCAAGCAGUGCUGGACCUGGCGGAGAACCUCCCACCCAUCUACACGGUGGGCCUGGGCGGCGGUGUGUCCCAUGCCCUGGUGGAGGGCCUGGCGCAGAACAGUGGCGGUUCGGCGGAAUUCGUGGUGCGCGCGGACGAGUUGCCAUCGACAGUGAUUCGGCAGCUGGGCCGAGCCAUGCAUGGCAGCCCACCGCGCCUCACACAGGUGGACUGGGCAGGGCAGCAGGUGCAACAGCUGUCUCCUAGCAGUCUGGUUCCACGGGGGAGAGGUCCACGACAAGGCCAAAAGCGCCCCAUGGGCUGCGCACGGGGGCGCGGAGUUUCCUGCCACGGCGAGCGGGUGGUGUUGGCGGCAGUGGUCCGCGAAGGCGGAACAGGAUGCGACGAACACUUACAGCUCUGCUUCCACAACUCGGAGGGGAAUGCUGCUUCGGUGCAGCUGCCCGUGGAGCAGGUCGACCCGGCGCACGAGGCCGCCCUGCGCUGCAUGGUGGCCAAGGCCCUGAUUGACGAUGCGCGGAAGCUGCAAAAUGAAGCAGGAGUGAUCGAGCUAGGCACCCGGUUUCAAGUCGUGACCAAGCUCACGUCUUUCAUUGCAGUCGAUGCUGAGCAACACCUGGAACUGCCUUCAACUUCAACCAUCUCGGCAAAUUGCUGGAAUCCAAGCAGCCCAGGCGGCCCAGGAACGAUUUCUGUCAAGAACCUCGGGUCUGUGAUGCGGUCUUUGGGGCAAAACCCCACAGAAGCAGAGCUACAGGACAUGGUGAACGAAGUGGAUGCAGAUGGCAAUGGAACCAUUGACUUUGCCGACUUUCUUUGCUUGAACGCCCGCAAGAUGAGGGAUACCGACAGUGAGGAGGAGCUGAUGGAGGCCUUCCGAGCCUUUGACGAUGGGACUGGCUUUCUCUCGGUCCAAGAUCUGCGGCACGUGAUGUCCAACCUAGGCGAGGCACUGACUGACGCAGAGAUGGAAGAAAUGAUCGCAGAGGCGGACAUCGAUAUGGCACCGGAAGCGGCGAAAAAGGCCUGCACCGCCUUCGACCCUGCCAAGCAGAAGGCCUGGCUCCAAGAGCUGGUGCUGCUGCAGGCCUUCGAUGGCGCUUGGCACGAUUCGCCGGCGCUGUGGAAGGUCCUGGCCCUCGAGCCCAUGGAAGGAGGCCAUCGCUGGGCGACAGCCCUGGCAGUGGCAGCCCUGAAGACCUUUGCGCCAGGACUUGCGGCGGAGUGGGAGUUCAUCGCUGGGAAGGCCCAAGCUUGGCUUGUUCAGGAGGGCUGCAGUGAUUUGAUCAAGGAGGCCAUGGGAUUUUUGCAGGACAGAUCCCUGGACCUGAAAGAUGCGGCGAAUCCCCCUCCGCCGAGUGGCAGAAUUCGCUACGAAGAGUUUGUGAAGAUGAUGAUGUCGAAGUAA
Messenger RNA from Effrenium voratum, 2637 nucleotides. The record is from the annotation of a GenBank genome assembly. Lineage: Eukaryota; Dinophyceae; Suessiales; Symbiodiniaceae.